GACGGUUGCCGCUCGACAGUUUUCCCUCCUCGUUGACGAAGCUCUACGGCCGCUGCCGAUGUUUCGCUAAAGAGACUUUUAUCGUGAAAGAUUUUGGACUCCGUGGUUUUAAAACUGUUGCAGGGAGACCGAGAAAGAACCGAGCACCAGUAACACCGCUGUUAAAGAAGACUUAUGCAGUCCUGCUAGCAGGGCAAGAUGUUCAACAAGUCAUUUGGUACUCCCUUCGGCGGAGGGACGGGGGGGUUCGGCACCUCAUCGACCUUUGGACAGCAAAACACGGGCUUCGGGACGGCGGGAGCCUUUGGAACGUCUGCGUUUGGGACCACCGCCAACACUGGAGGACUGUUUGGUGCCACGCAGAAUAAACCUGGCGGUUUGUUUGGCUCCAGUACGUUCAGCCAGCCGGCCACUUCGUCCACCAGCACCGGCUUCGGGUUCGGUGCAGCGACCGGCACUUCCACCAGCCUGUUCGGCAACACAGGAACGGGCACCAGUGGCGGACUCUUCUCCCAGCAGCAGAACAAUGCCUUCGGUGCCAACAAACCCACCUCAUUUGGAAGCUUCGGGACGAGCACCAGCAGCGGCGGGCUGUUUGGGUCGACCAACACCACCUCCAACCCUUUCGGGGGAGGCACCUCUCUGUUUGGAGGCUCGGGGUUCAGCGCCGCACAGCAGCAGCCAGGAACCACUGUAAAAUUCAAUCCUCCGACAGGAAGUGACACGAUGGUGAAAGCAGGCGUGACCACAAGCAUCAACACCAAACACCAGUGCAUCACAGCCAUGAAGGAGUACGAGAACAAAUCUCUGGAGGAGUUGAGGCUGGAGGACUACCAGGCGGGCAGGAAGGGCCCGACCAACCCGAUGGCUGCGGGGACUGGCGGUCUGUUUGGUGCGCCCACGGCAACGUCCAGCACUGCCACUGGCCUGUUUGGCUCCACCGCCCCCAACACCAACUUCUCCUUUGGGCAGAACAAGAGCACAUUUGGAGCCGCACCAGCGGCCGGCGGUUUUGGUGCCACCACAGGCGGUCUGUUCGGUCAGCAGGCGCCGCAACAAGCCAGCAGCCUCUUCAAGCCGUUUGGUCAGACCACGACCACGCAGAGCACCGGCUUCUCCUUCGGAAACACCAACACCAUAGGACAGGCCAACACCAGCAGCAUAGGUUUGUUUGGAAACACCGCAGCGUCUCAGUCGGGUGGGUUGUUUGGUGCCGCUCAGACGAGCGCCGCCACAGGCUUUGGGACGGGCACAGGGCUGUUCGGCCAAACCAACGCUGGAUUUGGAAACGUCGGCACACAGCAGAGUUUAUUUGGUAAUAAGACGGCAGGGUUCGGCACCACCACCACCAGCGCUCCAUCCUUCGGCACUGGCACCGGCCUGUUUGGGAACAAGCCCGCCCUCACACUGGGGUCUGGAACAAACACGUCCAGCUUCGGCUUUGGUGCAAACCCAGCCGCAGGAAGUCUGUUUGGGAACAAGCCGGCCACUGGAGGACUGGGGACGGCACUGGGAACCAGCUUUGGAGCAGCAGUGGGUACAGGACAGACGUCUCUGUUUGGGAAUAACCAGAACAAACUGGGUACCACACUGGGAACGAUGGGAACGUUCGGAACGACUGGAUUCAACAGUGGAACCAGCAGCCUGGGCUUCGGAGCCCAACAGCAACCAGUUGCGCUCACAGAUCCGAACGGUGCGGCCGCCCAGCAGGCCAUGCUGCAGCAGCAGCUCAGCGUUCUGGCUUACUCUCCGUAUGGAGACUCGCCGCUCUUCAGAAACCCGCUUUCAGACCCCAAGAAGAAAGAGGAGCGUCUGAAACCAACCAAUCCCACGGCUCAGAAGGCCCUGACCACGCCCACCCACUACAAGCUCACCCCCCGCCCAGCCACCAGAGUCCGCCCCAAAGCACUGACAUCAUCAGGGGCCUCCAAGUCGCAGCUCUUUGACGGCCUGGACGACGACGAACCCUCGCUCACCAACGGAGCCUUCAUACCCAGGAAGAGCAUUAAGAAGCUGGUACUGAAGAACCUGAACAGCAGUCAGUACAGCAGUCCGGUCACCAAGGAGACGGACGACCUGGCAUCACCCUCAGAGUACCCGCAGAACGGACACAGUCACAUGGAGGAGGAGGAGGAGGCGGCGCCGGGCCCCAGCAGCCGGGCCGACGACGACCCCGAAGUCACCCAGUUCUACGUCAACCCCAUCGCCAAGCCCAUUCCGCAGGGCCGCGCCCAGACCAGCCUGCAGGACACCAUCAGCGACCUCAACAUGCACAAAGCGGCACGGAACGGACUGGAGCUGAGCAGCGAGGACGUGUCAGCGUCUCUGGGGGAGGAGUCUCUGCAGGAGGACAGAGAGGAGGAGCAACAGGAGUCUCAGCAGUCUCCUCACCCUGCAGGCAUCGUUCUGAACCGUGUUGGUUACUACACCAUCCCCUCCAUGGACGAUCUGUCUGAGAUGGUGGACGAGAACGGAGAGUGCCUGGUGGAAAACUUCACAGUCGGCAGGAAAGGCUACGGCUCCAUCUUCUUCCCCGGUGAGGUGAACGUAACGGGGCUGAACCUCGAUGAGAUAGUCCACUUCAGACGCAAAGAGGUCAUCGUGUACCCAGACGACAAGAACAAGCCUGCGGAGGGGGAGGGGCUUAACAGGCGAGCGGAGGUGACGCUGGAUGGCGUCUGGCCAAACGACAAGACGACCUGCACUCAGAUCAGGAGCCCAGAGCGUCUGUUGGACAUGAACUACGAGGGUCGGCUGGAGAAAGCAUCCCGCAGACAAGGAGCUCGUUUCCUGGAGUACAGACCGGAGACUGGCUCCUGGGUGUUCGAGGUGGCCCAUUUCUCCAAAUACGGCCUGCAGGACGAGGAUGAGGACGAGGACGUCCCGCUCAAAGCCGACCCCAAGAAGCUGAAGACGAUGAUGUCACUUCCUCCCUCCAAACUGCAGCAGCUGCUUCCUCCCUCCCAGCAGCAGGUGGCGCCUCAGGCUCAGUCCACUGUUGUCGUGGACCUUCCGGGCAGCGUGGCAGAGUUGGACAGCGACAUGGCCGACAUCACCCAGAGCUUCCCAACAGAGAGCAUGCUGGGAGGAGAGGAGGACGGCGACCUGCCGGUGACAGCUGAGAUGGACACUACAACGAGCGGGAAGCUCACAGGUUUGAUCUCCUCAGAGCACGACGGCAUCUCUGCGUCCAGCCACAUGGCGUCCUCACUGGGGAUCAACCCACACACCCUCCAGAUCAUGAAGGCGUCGCUGUUUGCUGAGGAUGAAGAGGAGGGCGACAUGUUCCAGGAUCAGGGAGCGAUGAAGGACGUCUGGUCUCCUCGCCUCGUGCUGCCGGGAGCUCAGACCAGACCCUCCGUGGGCGGUCUCCUUCAGGCCCGUUUCACCUCCGGCCUCAUCUCUCAGCUCUCAGACUCUCCUCGUCCUCCUCUUCUUCCUCCUCCUCUGUCCCGGGGCUCUCCAGCAGCCACCGAACCCUCCCGCCCCUCACACUGGGCCGGCCCUGGGCCCUCGUCCUUCCUGCUGCCCCCCCGAGCUCCAGAACCUUCGGUCAGGACGGUCGGCGUCCGGCGGCUGGGCGGCCCCGUCCCCCUCAAAGAGUCGGUCACUCUUGGAAAGGGGAGUUUGUUGAUGGACGCCGGCCUGUAUGCGGGUCGCUCCUUCAGGGUCGGGUGGGGUCCCGGCUGGACGCUGGCGCACUGCGGCCACCGGCUGAGCUCGCCACCCAAACAGCUUGAUCAACAGGAACUGACCAAAACAGACUUCAGCUUCCUGCCCAAACUGGCCAGGAGCAAGCCACUGACAGAAAGUCCCUAUAAAGUGGUGAUGGAGCAGCUGGAGUGUCUGCAGCCUCAAGCUGUGAAGAGCAGCCAGCAGGAGGAGGAGGAGCAGGAGGAAGAGGAGAGCCAGGCGGUGCUGCAGCGCCCCCUGGACAUCUGUCUGAAGCACAGCACCGUCGACAUCACUGAAGCCUCCGCCUGCCCUCUGGUGCGACCGCAGCCCGGCGUGGCGGCGCUGCACGAGUACGCAGAGUGGAUCAUUGAACUGAGCGACAAGCAGGGAGACGCUGAUCCUCUGCUCGGUUACUGGGCCGAGGUCUGGACCCUGUGUGAGGCCUUGUGGGGCCGGCUGGGCCCCGCUGAUCAGGAGUUGGACGUUCAGGUGCCCGGCGAGUACGAGCAGCAGCUGGAGAGGAGGCGGAGCUUUUCGGCCUGGCUGUCCCGCGGCGCCACCUCCAGGGUGGAGGAGGAGGUGGCGCUGGCGGGGAAGGGUCGCCACGUGGAGGCCAUCUUCAGCUACCUGACGGGAAACCGCAUCAGUGAGGCGUGUCGACUGGCACAGAAGGAAGGAGACCACCGUCUGUCCCUGCUGGUUUCUCAGGCCAUGGGCUCUCAGUACUGCCGGGACCUGCUGGCCCUUCAGCUCGCCGACUGGAACCGCAUGCAGACAGACUGCUACCUGCCAGAGGAGCGGCUUCGCAUCUUCACUCUGCUCGCGGGGAAACCAGUGUGGCAGUCGUCGGACUCUGUGGUGAACGUUUGCUCUGAGUUGGACUGGAAGCGCUGCGUGGCCGUCCACCUCUGGUUCAUGUUGCCUCCGACUGCCUCUGUGGCCGACGCCCUCGCCAGAUAUGAAGCUGCCUUCCAGGGCUCCUGUGAGGGGGGAAAGUACGCCUGCGCCCCCCUGCCUCCGUACCUGGAGGCGGAGCAGCCGGACCCGGAUGAGGAGGAGGAGGAGGAGGAGGAGUCCAAACGGUCGCUGUACGACCUCUGCUUCCACCUGCUCAAACUCUAUAGCGACAGACACUACAGCCUGCAACAGCUGUUGGACCCUCUGACCGUCACCUGGGAGCGUCUGGAUUACCGUCUGAGCUGGCACCUGUGGGGCGUCCUGCAGGCGCUGCACUACAGCCACCUCAGCACCUCGCGCCAGGGACUCCUCCACGCCAGCUACGCCGCACAGCUGGAGAGCGCCGGCCUCUGGCACAUGGCCGUCUUCAUCCUUCUGCACAUCCCCGACCACGCUCAGCGGGAGCGAGCGGUGAGGGAGAUGCUGACCCUCCACUGCCCCCUGCAGGAGACGGACGAGUCGGUCCGCAGGGAGCGCUUCCUGACCGAGAGGCUGCUGAUCCCAGAACAGUGGAUCCACGAGGCCAAGGCCACACGAGCCCGCCGCGAUGCCGACCGACACCAGGAGGCCAUGCACCUGUACCGGGCCGGAUACUGGAGCCAGUGUCACCGUCUGCUCAUCCAGCACCUGGCCUCAGACUGCAUCAUCAACGACAACCACGACUACCUGCUGGAGUUCUUGGAGGGGCUGGCGGUCCCUGAACACAGCGCCACCAUCCAGGACUGGGACACUGCAGGGGGCGUCUACCUGGACUACAUCCGAGUCAUAAAGACUCUGCAGGACAUACAGCAGAUGGAAAAUGCCGGUUACGAGUUGGAGCGUCUCUACACGGACGUGACGUCUCUGUGCAGCAGGAUUGAGCUCCUCCCCUGCAGCACGGCCAGAGACCGCCUCGCCCAAUCAGAAAUGGCGAAGCGCGUGGCCAACAUCCUGCGGGUGGUGCUGAGCCUGCAGCAGGGCGACACAGCCUCUGACUCCCUCAGCAUCCCGCUCAUCCAGCUGGCGCCGCACAUCACCCGCCUGCCGAUGCCGGAGGACUACACGCUGGAGGAGCUGCGAGGCCUCACGCAGUCGUACCUGCGACAGCUCAUCGUCAGCCAAUGAGAACAGGAAGCAGGACGUGUUGUUCACAUCAGAUAAAUGAUAAAACUUCAGCUGCUCAAACAUCAUCAGACUCUGAGAGCUUUUCCAAAUAAAGGAGUAACAACAAACUGACGUUUGUUUCUGCGGAGGACGAUUUGAUUCUGGAGUUUAUUCGCUUCAGUUCUAGACGCCGUCUGUUCGAGCUUCUUCAGCACUGAAAAAUAAAAACAGGCACAAAGCUGCGAUACUUCAUUCCUCUUCAUCUGUGCGCGUCUGUCUUUUCAGGGGAGAGUUUUAAAAGAAACAACAGGAAGUGACAGGAAAUGACUCCCAACUAUAAAUAACCUUCCUCUGCAACAUGGCAGUCAACCAUGAAGCAAACAUGUCACUCUGUUGUCAGUCAGCGUCAGUCGGUAGACAGGUGUCUCACCCCGCUGCCACCAACACGGUUAAUCAAAACUUAGUUAAAUUUAGGUUGUGACAUCGAGUGACCAAAAUUCAACGUCAGAAUGUCAAAUGUCAACAUAAAUUUGACGUAAAGUACUGACGACAGACGACGUCGAAACCAACAACAUGUUUGUGUUGUGUUGUUAAAUAAAAAAAUCUAACGUCUUUCAGUCGUCCCAUGCUCAUGUCCUCGUAAUGUUCGGAGAACAAAGACCAACAAAACGUUGUCAUGGUAACAUCCACACAACGUGAAAUUCUUACGUUGUCAGACAUCCAUAACAUCAUCAACCUGAUUUUCAUUCCAACCAAAAUUUGACAUCUUUCUGACCUCAUAUUGACGUCCAGUGUCACCUGGGUAACUGGUCGACUAAUGGAACCAGUGAAUGGUUCUACUGGUUUCCGUUCACUUCUGUAGAUUUGAAAAUCAAUCAGAAGAUUCUGGAAACUUCACCUGUGAUCAUUGAGUCUGUUCAGUGACGUCAAGGUUGUAUUUUAGUAGUGGGAUAAUUUACCACGGAUGUUCAGAACAAUCUGUAGUUAACGUAACACAAGGAAUUAAUUUCAGCAGUGUUGAAGACGUGAGAUCAGAAAAUACGACCAAACAUCGUCCAGGUUUCAGCUGAUAUGUUAUUAAUACAGAUGAAGUUCACUGUGAUAGACGAUAAAACUCUGCUGGUAGAUGUUCAUACUCGACAAACUGUCACCAAUAUUAAAAUUACACCUAUUUUUCUAGUAGUCAUUAAAACAUGCAAACACACAGGUGUGGUCAUUUUUAAAGGAGCAGUUCAUCACUUUGAGUGUUGAUGUUCAGGAUUAAAGUUACACACUGAGUCAUUUCCAAGUUCUGUUAUUGUUGUUUACUCUGAAAUUCUCCUCCAAAACUCAAGUUUGGUGUUUUUCAACCUGGAACCUGAUUUCCCGUGUUUUUGUUUUUAAGUGACACAUUAUUAUUGAGCCGUCACUUUACGCCCACGAAAAGUGUUUGUUUUUGCCACAUAUCCCGGCAGAGAUAGACGGGUGUAUCCCUGCAACCCUCGUCUACAGGACUGCCAGCAGCCACGCAAUGAACGUCCACAAGAAGUUUUUGUCACUGGCAGGCUCAGAUUGUUGUUCUAAGUCUCUGACAGCAUUAUCAAAGGAUCCCUACAGAGAUAGAGCUUUGUGUUAAAGAGAAAGAUCCUUUUUGUUUAACCAGAAACAGCCCUGAAAUCACCGUCACCAAACCCACCAGACUACAUUUAAAUUAACACUCAUUUUAUCAUCAAAAAACACACUUCAGUCAAAGUCGACAGAAACAAAAUUAAACUGACAGUAACCAUCUUGGUUCAUCUUUCCACUGUUCCAACAAUCACCAGCUCUGGUUUGGUUGAAAUUAACCCUUAAUUCACCAGUUAGAUGUGACAACACACUCUAUACACUAAAAUAUUUAAAUGGAGUCUUGUGGGUUUGGUGACGGUGAUUUCAGGGCUGUUUCUGGAUCUUACGCAACCACGCAAGGCUCUGUCUCUGUAGGGAUCAUUUCCAUAAUGUUGUCAGACACUUGUAACAACAAGAACAAUCUGAGCCUGUCGGUGUCAAAAACAAACACAUUUUUACCAGAUGUUACUUUCGUGGCUGUCGGCUGCAGCACUUCCUCUCAGCACUGUAGACUAGGGUUACAACGAUACAUCGUUUUCAAGGUAUGCUGUGGUAUAAAAGUUGAUGGUUAUCAUAGCGUGUUUACUUAUCUACAAUAUUGGGAAAAAAAUGCAACUGGAUGGAGAACGUCAGCUCUGUUUACAAAACGGUUUCAAUUAUAGUAAAAAGUUAAAUAUUUGUUCAGCCAACAGGAACCCUUCUGUUUUAUUCCUUUAAGGCUCGUUCUAACUUAUAAGAUAUUUUGGAUUGUUAUUACACCGUGAAAAUCUGGUACAAUCCUAACUGGGCCAAUUUCAAAAAAUAUUGUUCCGUUUAGUCACUUAAACACAAAAACAUGGCAAAAUAGGUUAAAAAUACCAAACUUACUGUUAGAGUUUUUGUCCCUGUGUUUGAACAGUGUCUUUGUAACGGCACUACGUUGUGCUUACGAGCGAGUAAAUGUAACUCAAAUUCUCAUUUGACCCCAAUGAAAGUGCCGCGUUUGCGUUAGUGAUUAGCUCUAAAAUAAACCCGUCUCUGACUGCUUUUUUUUUUUUUUUUUUUUUUUUUUUUUUUUUUAAGUUUUGUUUUUAUUCCAAGUAAAUAAAAACAGCAGUUAGCUUAGCGUAGUGUGACAGCAGCAUCUGUUCAUCUGUCCAUAUGUGAAUAAAGAUCUAAAUAUUAAAGACGAGUGCUGACGUCGGACAGACGGGUGGUUUUGUUUCGGAGAAUUCAACAUGCAAAGUGUAAAAUGUGUGAUGGUCUAUUUUUGUAGAUUUUUUUCAGUUUGGUUUGAAUGUAAAUCUGAAGUGUGCGCGCACGUAAACCAGAGGUAAACAAGUAUUAUUAAUAUUAUUUUUUAUUAUAAUUAGUACUUCAUUAUAGUUUUGUCGUCAGACUUUCUGAAGUGAAGAGUUUCCUUCUAAAACGAGCUGCCAGCUGGAGAUUUCACUGCGUGUAAUUAUAUAAAUAUUGUAUAUUUUUGGAAAAUCAAACAGGGAGUAUCAGGUCGUUUUUAUUCUCCACCUUUAAUUAUUAAUGAACUGGAUGCAAAGUGUUUUAGAAUGAAACUCUUCACUUAUUGAUUGAUUGAUUUAUUAUUUUUUGGUUGUAGACAAACUGUCAGCUCGCCACCAAUGUUUUUUCUUUUGUUUGUUUGUUUUUCAAAGUAAAAUCAGUUUUGUUGUUUCUCAGCCAACCGGAUGCUCGAUAUGUCUGUUUAUUCUCCUCUUCAACACAAACUGUGUGUGUGUAGUUUAUAUGGAUGAUACAGCUGUGUGUGAGUGUGUGUGCAUGUUUCCUGAUGAUUUUGUUGAUAAUAUUUUUUAAUAAAGUCAAGUAGAAAUAAAGUUUUUUUCAUGGUA
Epinephelus moara (kelp grouper) is the source of this 9143-nucleotide messenger RNA. It is a transcript of the gene nup98, whose product is annotated as nucleoporin 98 and 96 precursor. The record is from RefSeq and is a predicted model, not a curated record. The coding region runs from base 199 to 5736 and encodes 1845 amino acids. Gene Ontology annotation, molecular function: structural constituent of nuclear pore. The transcript has 35 exons. NCBI's taxonomy places the organism in Eukaryota, Metazoa, Chordata, Actinopteri, Perciformes, Serranidae. Gene Ontology annotation, biological process: RNA export from nucleus; protein import into nucleus; post-transcriptional tethering of RNA polymerase II gene DNA at nuclear periphery. Gene Ontology annotation, cellular component: nuclear pore; nuclear pore cytoplasmic filaments.